Messenger RNA from Caenorhabditis elegans, 1314 nucleotides. It is a transcript of the gene T23C6.4, whose product is annotated as Caprin-1_dimer domain-containing protein. The transcript has 5 exons. Lineage: Eukaryota; Metazoa; Nematoda; Chromadorea; Rhabditida; Rhabditidae. The coding region runs from base 11 to 1036 and encodes 341 amino acids. The record is from RefSeq and is marked reviewed.
AGCUAACAAAAUGUCGCUGAGCAGUCAACAGCCUGCAGAAAACCAACCAUUCGACUUCAAAUCAUCACAACUUUACUGGAACUCCACAGCUGCACUCAUGGAGUCUCAAUUCAAAAACAUGAAAAACGAGGAUUUUGUGUACCCAGCAAAGAAAAAAGUAGGAAUGGACGAUGGAGCUAUUAUUCGUGGCGAGGAACAUCUCCGAAGACAACAGGAAAGUGCAAAAUACAACAAUCUACUCACUCGAGACCCGUACCUGGACUAUAUUUUAUCUACAAUGACCGAUGAAGAUUUCACCUACGAAACCAAGAAACCCGUGGAUCCAAACUAUGGUCGUGUUGUACGAGCGUUUGAAUUGAUGGAGAUCGCAGGGGGGUCAAGCGACAAACCAACAGCUGAAACCAAAAAAGAGACUUCAGAACCAACUCAAAACGAUAAUGUGAUCCCUUCUGAAAACAAUGAAACUGCGCCUGAAAAAGUGAGAACUCAAGAAAAUCAAAAGAAUUCAAACCAAGGAUAUCGUGGCGGGCGUGGUAACGGAAAUGGAUAUAAACAAAACAACUACAAAGGACGCAACAAAAACGAGACCGCUCCAUUCAGCCCGGGUCACAGAGCUAAUAUAAAUGAGAACGGCUCAAGACGAUCCAGCUACAAUAGCCCACGCCACCAGAAAUACUCGGACGUGGUACAACUGCCUCAGGACCUUCAACCAGCCACUCAUUUCUAUGAAAACCAGUGCUUCACUCCUCAAAAUGGAAAUUUCAUAGACUACACCAACAAUGGCACCACGUAUCAGCCAAGUAACGAUGACGCAGCAAUUUUCAACUCUGGAAAUGUGAACAAUGCAACUUUUUCUGAAAAUGGGCAAAACUUUGGGGGCUUCCGUGGUCGCGGAAACAGAAACGGAGGGUACAAUGGAAAUCGUGGCGGUCGGCGUCGUAGCAACAACAACUGGAACAACAGUAAUCGCGGCAACAAUGGAUUCUGGACCGGAGAGUACAAGAAUAAUCAAACAUCCUGGAAGACAGAUCAAUAAUCAAUAAUCUGAGUGAUUGACAUUGUUGAUUCUGUAAAUUCGUCUUGCGAGUUGUUUUCCAAACCGUGUUUCUGCUUCAUUUUGUCAUUUUUAACACUUUUUUUUUCAUCUAAAAGUAUGCUUGAUUUUUAUUCAGUAAUCACUAGCCAAAGCUAAUUCUUCAAAUACUCAUCAAGUAUUUAUCAUUCGAUCUCCUCGCGCUCUUAUGUACUUGACCAAUUUUUAUAUAAAGUUUUUGUUCAAUAAACAUACAGGAAGUAAACAAUAAUUCAACAAAA